AUGCCGUGCACCAUUAACCAGGAGCCUGACCCAGAGGCGGGCCGUUACCGCUGGUUGAUUCAAGCCGUGGACCCGUGUAAGUGCACGGAGAUCGGAAUGGGUGGCUUCAGCACCUUCGUACCGUACAGACCCUACGAGGUGACGUACUAUGACACCUUUCUGAUAAGCAGCGAUCCUGUGGAGAUACAGCAAUGGCUGAACUGCCCUGCUUGCUCCAUCGAAGAGCCGCUUGGGAUGGAGGAUAGACGCAUCCCUGAUGAUCGCAUAACAGCCUCGUCUGUGUAUCAUGGGGAACAAGCUACUCACGGAGCAGCUAGGGCGCGGCUUAAUACUGAAGGAUACGCUGAAGCCUGGUGUAAUGACAACUCUGAUGACAGUCCAUGGAUACAGGUUGACUUCGUUGGCUCAGUCACCGUCACUGGCUUGAUCACCCAGAGACGCGGAGAUUACGACCAAUGGGUCACGGAGUACCAAUUGACGUACAGCGAUGACGGUCAGUCCUGGUAUAACGUGACCGGUGCUGAUGGCAUACCAAUGAAGUUCCCCGGUAACAAGGGCUCUAACAGCCUGGUAACCACUCAUUUUCCGUUUGCCUUGUGCACCAGAAUCCUGCGCAUUCACCCCACGGAAUGGAACGUACAUUGCAGCAUGAGGUUUGAAGUGAUUGGCUGCUAUUAG
Molecule: messenger RNA, 678 nt
Organism: Patiria miniata (bat star)
Lineage: Eukaryota; Metazoa; Echinodermata; Asteroidea; Valvatida; Asterinidae
Product: retinoschisin-like
Exons: 4
Coding region: 1-678 (225 amino acids)
Source: RefSeq, a predicted model, not a curated record